Molecule: messenger RNA, 2385 nt
Organism: Naegleria fowleri
Lineage: Eukaryota; Heterolobosea; Eutetramitea; Acrasida; Naegleriidae
Exons: 2
Coding region: 1-2385 (794 amino acids)
Biological process (GO): translational initiation
Molecular function (GO): translation initiation factor activity
Source: RefSeq, a predicted model, not a curated record
AUGAAUCCAAACAACAACAACACCCAAAAAAAGAAAACUCAAAAACAACCUAUUCCAUUCCAUUCUCAGAAAAGUAAAGCAAUCCACACAAGCAUUACCACCACCACCACCGAUCAAGAUCCAUCAUCAUCAUCAUCCUCGGAUCACCACGUUCAGAUCCAUCCUUCCUUGAACAGCAAGAGCUCUUCAAGCCAAAAAAACUCUCCUCACAACAGCAACAAUCAAGCUUCUCAUCAACAACAAGAAGAACAACAAGCACAACUGCAACAACACCCCAAUCAUGAUGAAGAGGUUGGCUCCUCCUCCUCCUCCUCCUCACUCUCAUCAAGGCUUAAUUCCACUCUUCCGAGUAAUAGCAGUGGUCGUAGUUCUUUGAGAAGAAACUCAAAGAGAAAAAAAUCAAAAAAUUCUUCUUCUGGUUUUGGACUUCGUUGUGCAGAAGAGGAUAAGAACCAACAUCAUCAUUGUUCGGAGUCGCAGCAAGAAUUUCAGAAAGAGUUGUUUGUGAACAAUAACAACGAUUCCAAGCAACAACAAGGAAGAAAUUCAAAUUCGGGAAGCAAGCCAAAAGUUGGAGCUGGUGGUCAUCAUCAUUCAAUAUUGAGUCCGACUCAUAAACAAUUAUUGCGGAGAGUUCAAACAAAGAUUGAAACUGAGGAUUAUACUCAAGAUAUCAAAUACAGAGAUUUAGAAACGAAUGAGCAGUACGAUUUGAAAUUAAAUAUGAAAAGAACAGUGAUUAAUAACAUGCUGGAGAUUUACACGGAAAUGAAUCGAAGAGCUCAAUACUUGAUGAAAUAUAUCGGAUUUGAAAUUGAUAAAACUUGUUUUUAUGACACUGAGGUUAAAAAAGGUUAUGUUUUGCAUGAACAUAUCGCUGAGGUGAAGAAUGAGCUUGCUGAAAAUCAUGGCAAACGGGUACCAAAGGACAUGUUUGUGAAGUACCCAAAUGACCCUAGUAGGUCAGUGUCAAUGUGUGACACAGAGGGAAUGUCAAAGCUGUUGGAUCACAUUUUACAUUCAUAUAUAUCCAAUUACAUGGUAUGCCCAAAGUGCAAAUCAGUUAAAACCACAAAUCCAAUCGUUGUUGAUAAUGAUCAACAACAAAACAUCUUAAAUGAAUUUAAGGAGAAUUAUAACGAAGAACUAAUAGAAACUCAACAACGCCAACUUAUUGAACGAUUGGAUGAUUUUACAUUUUUCACGAUUCAAUGCAGAGACUGUGGACAUAUCGAAAAGAUUGAAAAUGCAAAUACUUCUGAUCAAUUUAUUAAGCAAAUAUUUCAGUCAAGACAGAGAAAUAUGUCCAAAUCUCUCAAACAUCAACAACAUCAGUCUAAUGAUAGUAAUGUUUCACACGAACAAUCAUCAGAAUUUGCAAGUAAUGCCGAUUACUAUCCACCAAUGUAUGGCUAUCCACAUGAUCAACACUCACAUUAUUAUUACAUGCCAUCCUAUUAUCCAACGUCAAAUGUUCUUCCACCAACGCCAACCACAGAUGUGUAUAGACAAGGUUACUAUCCUCAAUUCUAUCCUAAUUAUUAUCCUUAUCCUUAUUAUAUACAACCCAUGUAUGCCAUUACUCCACCCUAUAUCAACAACAACAUGAAUUCUGCCAGUAGUGAAGGCUCUUCCUCUAGUUUAUCGAGCUCUUCUUAUCGACCUGUGAGUGACAAUGGCUUUAAUGGAGGUUCAUCAUCUUUUGAUAGUGGAGGUGGAGGUUCAUCAUCUGCAGGUUUGGAAUUUAACCCGAGUUACAAAGCCGCUGGAAUUAUUCCCUAUUCCUUACAUAAUGGAAAGGUUUACUUUUUAUUAGGAAAGGAAAAUAGAGGAGGUAAAGGUGACUUUGUGUCGAAUUCAGGCAUGUCACCACCAACAACCACAGAGAAAGAAAGCCCAUACAAUGUUGCCAAGAAAAUUCUGACAUGGUCUGAAUUUGGUGGAAAACGUGAGAAAUUCGAUGCUAAUCCUUUUCAUACAGCAUCCAGAGAGUUUUUCGAGGAAACAAGAGGAUUAUUUGGAGACAUUCAUGAAAAAAUUGCCCCAUUACCAGGAAAAUACUACGCCAAUGGAAAGUAUUACGUGUUCAUGAUCGAGUUGCCAUUUGUUGAUCUGGAAGAAGAUUUUGCAAACUCGACACUGGUAGAUAGUAAUACUGCGAAAAUCGAAAAACUAAGACUUUCUUGGAUUGAUGCCGACGAUUUGAUACACAGAAUUUAUGUUCACUCAUCGAAAUACUAUCACGAAAAUGGACUUCUUAAACUUUCAGUGAAUGGCUCUGACAAGGAUGAAUUCUUGCAUCCAUUUGCGUUGGCCUUGUUUAGAUUUAUGAAAACAGAAGUGUUGCAAGUCAUGGAGAAAGCCAAAAUGAACAAGCAACGCUGA